Scylla paramamosain (green mud crab) is the source of this 6044-nucleotide messenger RNA. Its product is annotated as nardilysin-like. Gene Ontology annotation, molecular function: metal ion binding. Bases 83 to 3325 code for a protein of 1080 amino acids. The record is from RefSeq and is a predicted model, not a curated record. The transcript is spliced from 20 exons. Lineage: Eukaryota; Metazoa; Arthropoda; Malacostraca; Decapoda; Portunidae.
CAGCUGAUCGGAAACUGACCGGUCUGUGACUAGGCAAGGGAGAGGACCGAAGGCAGGAACACCAGCAAAAACCGCGUGAUUUAUGUCAAAAAGGCUUAUAUCACUUGCAGGUCGCCAGUUCAGUAAGAGAGUAAGGGUAGACAGUCAGUUAGGAAAGAUGAGGAAUUUAGUUAAAGCAGCAGAUGGUGCAAUGGGAGACGAGACAUCACCUGGGCCUCACUUGCCCGCCACCUGUCAAUUGCUGGACACACCAAUCAAGUCUAGGUGUGACAAAAAGGAGUACAGGGUCAUUAAACUUGAGAACGGCCUCACAGCACUUCUUGUGUCCGACAUCAACAGGAUCCAACAGUCUGAGGAGGAAGAGGAAGAGGAUGAUGAUUCAGACGGAUCAGAUGAAGAUGACAUGGAGGAGGAAGAGUCAGAUAUGGAGACAGAAGAUGAGGACGAAGAAGAAGAAGGAGGGAAGGACUGCAAACAGAAGCCAUCAGACACCACUAAGUACCUGGCCGCAGCUUCCCUGACAGUCGGUGUGGGCAGCUUUGAGGACCCUGAACACAUCCCAGGUCUUAUGCAUUUUCUGGAGCAUAUGGUGUUCAUGGGCUCGGAGAAAUUCCCCAAGGAGAACGACUUCGAUUUCUUCAUCACGAAGCAUGGGGGCCACGACAACGCCCACACAGACAUGGAACACACCACCUUCUACUUUGAAGUGCAGGAACGUAACUUGGGAGGCGCCCUGGAUAGGUUUGCCCAGUUUUUCAUCAACCCUCUCAUGAAGCAGGAGGCCAUGGAGAGAGAACGGGAGGCUGUGCAUAGUGAAUUUCAAAUGGCCCUGCCUGAGGACACCUACAGAGUGCAGCAAAUCUUUGGGACAUUUGCCUUGGAGGGACACCCAAUGGGAAAGUUCACCUGGGGCAACGAGGCAACACUGAACACUGGGAUCCCUGAUGAGGCCCUGCACACCAAGCUACAUGAACUGCGCCUCAAGUAUUACUCAGGGCACUACAUGACUUUAGCGGUGCAGGCCAGGCUGUCUCUUGAUGCCCUACAGGAACUAGUCUGCAAUAUAUUCUCCCAGGUCCCCAACAACAAGCUGGCCAGACCAUCCUACACACACCUUGAGUUCCCCUUCCCUACAGACAAGUUUCACUGCCUGUGUCGUGUUGUGCCCACCAAAGAAGAACACAAUGUGGAGGUGAAGUGGGCCUUACCUUCCCUCCUCUCCCACUACCAGACCAAGCCCCUGCACUACAUCUCUCACCUCCUGGGGCAUGAGGGGCAGGGAUCCAUUCUCUCAUUCCUCAAGAAGAAAGUGUGGGCGUCAGAGCUGUACUCAGGCAAUGACGAGUCUGGUUUUGAGCACAACAGUACCUAUGCUAUUAUGAGUAUCAGUGUUGACCUCACUGAUGAGGGGUUCGCUAACCUGGAGGAGGUGCUGUGUGUCAUCUUCCAAUACCUGACCAUGUUACAAGAGGCCGGCCCCAUUGAGAGAGUCUUCAGGGAGAUCCAGCAGAUAGAGAAGCUCAAGUUUGAAUAUGCUGAGGAAAUGUCAACAGUGGAGAAUGUAGAGAAUUUAUCGGAGGCAAUGCAGCUGUACCCACCUGCUCACUAUCUUACCGGAGAGGCCCUGCAGGACCACUAUGACCCCAAGAUUAUUAAGGAAUGCCUUGAUGCACUACUUCCUGAGACAUGCAACAUCAUCAUCAGCUCUAAGACACAGGAGGACCUUUGUCAGCAGACUGAGAAGUGGUUUGGCACCAAGUAUUGCACAGAGGAAAUCCCCAAGGCAUGGAAGGAGAGGUGGGCCAGCCUCCCCUCUAAUCCAGACUUGUUCAUUCCAACCCCAAACCUCUUCAUUCCUGAUAACUUUGACCUUCAGAAGCCAGAGAAGGAGGUGCCGGAAUACCCUGAGUGUCUGGUGGAGGACGAGAGAGGAACACUUUGGUUCAGGCAGGAUGUUAAGUUCCAGCUGCCAAGAACUUACUGUUAUGUGUAUUUCCUCAGUGACGUGACUAUCAAGUCUCCGAGAAUGGCGGCAUUGCAGGACUUGUUUCUCAGUCUGUUUGAGCAGCAGGUGAUGGAGGACCUGUACCCAGCUAACAUGGCCCAGUAUGUUUACUCAUUCAUCAGCGGCAACCAAGGCCUUCUCCUCAAAGUCAACGGAUUCAACCAGAAACUGCCUCAAGUUCUUGAUCUCCUGCUGCACCACAUUGAGAACUUCGGCAAGACCCUUGAUGAGAAGACCUUCCAGGAGAUGAGACAGCAGCACAUCAAGGGUUACUACAGCUCUGUCCUCAAGCCAGACAAAGUGCGCAACGACCUGCGACUAGCCGUUCUACAGGAUGUUCACUGGACAUGCCUGCAGAAGCUUCAGGAGACCAAGACAGCCACUAUCAAAGACAUUCUAGAGGAGUUUGUUCCACACAUUUUCUCCCCCAGCAAUGUUCGGGUUCUGGUUCAAGGUAACAACACAAGGGAGGAGGCCAAGGAACUGUAUGGGCUGGUGAAGAAGAGGUUACGCCCACCACCUGAACAGCCACUCAUGGAGCUGUGCACCAAUGAGCUGGCCAAGGGUUCCUGGGCAGUGAGGGCAAAGGCUGUCAAUCCUGCCAACACCAACACUUCUAUCAUCAGCUACUACCAGCACAAACAGGGCUCACUCAAACUGGAGGUUAUGCACGAGUUUAUUGACAUGGUGAUGGAGGGGCCAGUAUUUGACCAGCUACGGACAAAGGAACAGCUGGGUUACCACGUUCACUGCACCAAUCACAACACUUAUGGCAUCCUGGGACUGUCUAUCACUGUCAACACUCAGGCUAACAAGUUCAGUGCCUCACAUGUGGACCAAAGGAUUGAUGCAUUUGUGGAGGAGUUUGUGAGGACGGUGAAGAACAUGGGAGCAGCAGAGGUGGCUGAGCUGAAGGAGACACUCACCAGUAUGAAGCAAACUAUUGAUCUCACGCUGAAGGAAGAGGUCAACCGUAACUGGAGUGAGAUUGUCCAUGGGGAGUACCUCUUUGACCGGCUGAAGAAACAGGUUGACUUGAUCCAGGAGUUCACACACAAGGAGGUGGUGGAAUGUCUGCAGGAAUUAAUGAAUGCUAAGUCACCGAACUACAAGAAGCUGAGUGUGCAGGUUGUGGGUGCCAGUGACCCAGAGGCUGGUGCUCCCCCGUCACUAGAUGCUCUGCUGGACAAAGAUGGUAUUGUCGACUACUUACUGCCUGAGGAGGGAGAGGAGAGCUGUAUCCCCAAAGAGCACUUCAUCACAGACAUCAGUGCCUUCAAGGAGAAACUCAAGCUUUUCCCACCCACUAAAAUAAUGUAGUACUCCUGCCUGGUGUUACUUUAAUUAUUAGCAAGAUGGUUGUAAGUCCUGCAUUCAGAAACACUUUGCUCUUGCACCACGACCAGUUUCAAAGGCCACAGAGAUGAUUAGCCGGGUUCUCAAGAGUGUUUUUCCUUUUAAUAGUGUAAAAAUCUUGUUAAUCUGACACAAAUUCCCUUGAAAUCCCAUGUAUUUUCACCACAACUAUUUUCAAAGGCCACAGAGAUGAUAACCUAGAUUCCAAAACUGUUUCUCCUUUUAAUAAUGUAGAAUGUUUCCCUUCUUAAUACAGUAAGAUCCCUCUCAUCCAGCAUUCGAGUAUCCGGCAGCUUCAAGUAUCCGGCACAUUUUUCCCCGAGCCUUAAAAUCAAUAAAAAUUCAAUGUGUACUCAUAAAAUCGAUUAAAAUUCCCACACGAGGCAUACUUUGUCCCCUCGCCACCAGAGCACACUGCUUCGCGCCACCCACGGCCCACUGCACUGUGUUUACUCAGUGACUCAGUCCCGCGUGUGCUCUGUUUAUCGCCUGACGCCUUCAUCAUGCCUAAAGUUGUAGAAAAGAGGAAGCGUGUUGUGCUUACACUUAAGCAGAAGGUAGACAUUUGUCGACGAUUAGAGAGAGGUGAAAGCAGACAGCAACUAAUGGCAGAAUAUGGUGUGGGCUCAUCAACUAUUUAUGACAUUAAAUCCCAAACGAAAAAGUUGCGGGAUUACAUGAAAGCCACCGACACCCCAAAGGCAGUGGAAAAUCGUCACACACUGCAGUAUCAUCGUGGUGAAAUGAUGGACAAAGUGUUAUACAAGUGGUUCAGCUUGAAAAGAUCAGAAGGAGUCACAAUUACAGGCCCAAUGCUACAACUGUGUGUUGGUGAGUGUGAGGUGGUAGCGCAGGUGGCGAUGCACGGCACGGUGAUCAGCUGAUCUUUGUUAUGAUAAGAUGCGUGAGUGUAGGGUGGUGAUUGUGGACAUAAUUUCACUUCUAUUCAAGUAUCCGGCAAUAUUCAAGUAUCCGGCAUGUCGGCGGUCCCGUUGAUGCCAGAUAAGAGGGAUUUUACUGUAAUGUAGAAAUUUUGUUAAUGCAUCUCUAGAACUAUAACAGUACCCUUGAAGACUCGUAUAACUUCAACUAGAGUCCUUUGAAAUUAGUGAAGGUACAGUACAGAAGUGUUUCAAAAUAUGGACCUAAAUCUCACUCAUCACAUUUUAUCUUUCUCACUGGGCUUUUCCCACGUCACAAGAUUAUCUGAAGAGGCUGUUAAGUAAUGUUUGUUUAUAUUUUUAUCCUUAUGGUGUACGAAUAGGAACACUGACCAGGACACGACAUGACGCUCGCUAGCAUAAUUUUUUAUAUAUUUUACUUGUUGAAUGACUCUUAAGACAAUAAUUGCUGCUGGAGGGACGUAGUUUCUGUUCGCUGUCAUUUUUAUGUUCAGUGUGAAAUCUUUCGUCUCUUUAGUAAUUUGCUCUUUAAAUUUUGAGCCUUGAAUGGUGUGAGUGAAUGCAUGUCUCAUUUGUCAUUGUCAUAAUCAUACUGUUGAAGCCAGAUUCAUAUUUAUGUGUGUGUGGGCAUCAGUCACCAGAAGACAUCUUGGCAAACUGCAGAAUUAUGUGCUGUUUAUUUUGUCUUUAGGUCCCUUCUGAAAAUUUUCUUACCUGAACAUUCCUUCUGUUACUCUGCAUUCUGUCUGAGAGUUUCUAACACACUUUCCUAGUAAUUUUCAUUCCAGAUUUGCACAUUACCUGUACAGUAUGCCUGCUCCCAUCACUUCAUUGAGUACACCUGCACAAUAUGCCUCCCUCCCCCAUCACUUCACUGAGGUAUUCACAUUUACAAGUGUGUCUCAGUCCUACAUUGGUCUGGCCAUCCAUCAUAAUGGCAUUGCAUAGUGUCUACCUUGUUCUUUCCUCAGGUUUCUUAACUCUUGAAACUGUCACCUUGAACACCCUGAGUUUGAGUGCUUUCCUCACACUUUUUGAAACAGUCACCUUGAACACCUGAAUUUGAGUGUUUUCCUCACACUCAAAGUAUAUAUUAUAGUCUUCUAUGCAGAGAGAGUAUUAUCAUUCCCAAGAGUAUGGAAAUAAUCACUUUGGGUUAAUUCCACCCGGUGAUUUUGCUCACUAUAGAACCUUCUGUUCCCCACAUUGCAUCAUCAAGCUGGCAGAAUACAAGGACUCCUCUCCAAAUUAAUCCCUUCCUCCUUAUCCCUCUCUACAGUUAAAGGUCAUAUGGGUCUUGUUAGGCUUACAUAACUACCAUGUCUCUUACUGGAAUACUGUUGUGAGGAUCAAACCCACAGCCUUCAGAACACAAGCUGAGCACUGUAACACACAGCCACCAGGUCCUCUUAAUAAGUAGUGAAUUAGAUUAUUUACAAUAUCCAUUAACAACGUAAACUCAAUUGUGGCCCUUAUCUCAGCUUAUCUAUUCAAUUUCCUGGAGUUUUUAGAACAAGGAUGAUGUGUGCAUGCAGGUGUGGUUCUGUUGUGUAGAUAUAGAAUUGUGGUCUUCAACUCUACCCUUUCAUGUUCAGUUUUGCUAAUUUCAUGCAUCAGGGAAGUGCAUUGUGAUGACACCUGGCCAUCUCAUCUCUGAGCAGCAUUUAACACCACUCAAAACCAAGCAUCACAUUCUCAUCAUUGUCUCUCAUUACAUGUACAGCUUUUUCAUAUUUUGUUAAGCUGAUUGCAUGAGUAAAUAAAAUGUGGAAUCAAAAAAA